AUGAAGGCAUUUAUGGUCCUGUGCUUGGUGGCGUUGGCGAGCUCGCAGGAGCUGCCCAGAGAAACAGCCGAGGUGGCUGCAGCGAAGGCCGCUCACUUUGCCCGCUACAACUACGAGGCGGUCAGGAACACCCUCGGCUACAUCCCGUACCCGUACUACAGCGCACCUCUGUUCUACAGCAUACCCUACUCCUACGGGCCAGCACCUCUUGGACCCGAUGGCCGAGUGACGGACACCCCCGAGGUUGCCGCGGCCAAGUUUGCCCACUUUGCUGCCCACGCUAAGGCGUCGUUGAAGCCGUACGGUGCCUUGGCCAUCUCUCCGUACUACGCGUACGGCUACCCGUACACGGCACCCCUGGGACCCGACGGCAAUGUCAUCGACACGCCCGAGGUUGCCGCAGCCAAGGUCGCUCACUUCGCCGCUCACGCCGCCGCCACUCACUGA
Molecule: messenger RNA, 447 nt
Organism: Copidosoma floridanum
Lineage: Eukaryota; Metazoa; Arthropoda; Insecta; Hymenoptera; Encyrtidae
Source: RefSeq, a predicted model, not a curated record